Molecule: messenger RNA, 1721 nt
Organism: Ruditapes philippinarum (Manila clam)
Lineage: Eukaryota; Metazoa; Mollusca; Bivalvia; Venerida; Veneridae
Product: putative serine protease K12H4.7
Exons: 10
Coding region: 107-1630 (507 amino acids)
Biological process (GO): proteolysis
Molecular function (GO): serine-type exopeptidase activity; dipeptidyl-peptidase activity
Source: RefSeq, a predicted model, not a curated record
UAUAUACAGCUAAAUCCAUUUAAAUGACACAAAACCAAUUUUAAAAUAGUAAUAUCUUAUGGAAAUAUUGUUUGUGUGUAUCAUUUACUUUCGCGGAAAUUAAAAAAUGGAGAACGGAAGAAGGGAAAACUGGCUUAUUUUCCUUGUGAUAUUAACUGUACAGUGUCACACCAUUGGUGCAUGGAUGUUUAAUGGUCGGCCAGAAGGGGGUAAAGUUGGGGCUCCAUAUGUACCGAAAGGAGUUCAACUCCCGGAUCAGCAAUUCUACGAAUUUCAGAAGGUCAACCAUUUUGACGGAAGCGACUUUAGAUACUGGAAACAACGUUAUUUUGUUAACAAUGUCACAUUUAGAGCAGGAGGGCCUAUUUUUAUAAUGUUAGGUGGAGAAUCGGAGGCAAAUCCCGCGUGGCUAGUCGAUGGCGCAUGGCAACAAUAUGCACGUGAUCAUGGCGCGUUCCUUGUUCUUUUAGAACACCGAUACUACGGUGAAAGCCAUCCUGUUCCGGACUUGAGCACCCCGAACUUGCAGUACCUUAGUUCGAAACAGGCUCUAGCGGAUAUUGCACAAUUCGUCACCUACUUCAAGAAACUAUACAUAUAUCAAUAUCUACAAAACAGUAGUGUUAUAUUGUUCGGAGGAUCUUAUGCUGGUUCAUUGGCAGCUUGGGCUAGAUCCCGCUACCCGUACCUAAUUGACGGAGCAGUUGCAUCUAGUGCCCCCAUGGUGGCUAUGAUGGAAUUUCAAGAUUAUUAUGUCGGGGUUGGCGAGGCACUUGAUAACUACAACACUGACUGUUCUACAGAGAUUAGAAAUGCCACUACACGUAUGUAUGACUGGUGGGGACAGCCGGACAAGAGGGUAUUAAUGCAGAAAAUAUUUAGGCUUUGUGAUAAAAUCGACCAUAACGCUUUACUUGACCUGUCCGUGUUCUUCAACAAUUUGGCCUCAAAUUUUGCCGGGGUUGUGCAAUAUAACAAUGAUAAUAGAGAGUUUUUGGGUAAACAGGGGACUGAUCUGACGAUUAAAACAGUUUGUGACAUCAUGACUGACGAAAGUAGAGGCGACAAUAUACAGCGUUAUGCUGACGUCAACUCACUCAUUCUUGACACGUUUGGCAAGGAGUGUUUGAACCUUAGAUACAAUAAACUAGCGAACUCCCUCAACCAUACAGAGUGGGGAAGUGUUUCGGCAAAAGGAAGCAGGCAGUGGCUUUAUCAAACUUGCUCUGAGUUUGGAUGGAUACAGAGCUCUUGGUCACCGAAACAGCCUUUUAGUCAAUGGUUUCUGUUCCCGUUUAAUUAUACCACCGAUCAGUGUAUUAGUGUUUUCCCGCCAUUUAUAUUUGGCGGAAGUGAGGUUAUCGAUAACAGUGAGCAAACGAAUAGAUUUUAUGGCGGCCUCAGUCUACCAAUAUCGAAAGCUGUGUUUGUAAAUGGAAUGAUGGACCCUUGGAAAAAUGCUGGUUUAACUUGGCCUGGUCCGUAUUCAGACGUUAUUGAAAUCAUUCUGAUUGAGGGGACUGCGCACUGUGCUGACAUGUAUCCACCUUCCUCCAAAGACCCGCCUCAAUUGGCAGCUGCUAGAUCCAAGAUCUCAAAAACCAUCGGAUCUUGGCUAGCUAAUAACUAAUUCAAAUUUAUUUUAUAUUAAUUCAACUUUCAUAUUUUUAAAUAUAUAUAUAUUCGAACAAAAUAUUCACUUCGUGUAAUAAAGGAAGGCG